Molecule: messenger RNA, 1326 nt
Organism: Morchella importuna
Lineage: Eukaryota; Fungi; Ascomycota; Pezizomycetes; Pezizales; Morchellaceae
Exons: 2
Coding region: 1-1326 (441 amino acids)
Biological process (GO): transcription elongation by RNA polymerase II
Cellular component (GO): Cdc73/Paf1 complex
Molecular function (GO): chromatin binding; RNA polymerase II complex binding
Source: RefSeq, a predicted model, not a curated record
AUGUCACGGCCCACGCCACGCGGUUACCCACAGGACUACAUCGUCCGCAUCCGCUACCAGAACACGCUUCCGCCGCCGCAAUGUCCGCCCAAGCUUCUCGACAUCCCAAACAGCGCGGCCGCGCAGUUCACCGACACGUCGUUUGCGAGCAAGCUGGCGCGCACCGAGUCGCUGUGCGUGGACGUGGACUCGGAGCUGGGCAUGCCGCUGGACAUGGUGCAUGUGCCGAGGGUGUUUGAUGGCGAUGACGCCGCAAUUAGACCGCUCGACCCCACCCCGCCCGUCGACCCCCGCGACCGCCUGCUCCUCCGCUCCGCAUCCUCGCUCGGCCAGACAGCACUCACAAAGACCGGCUCCGCAUCCGCAAUCUCCUUCCUGCGCCGCACCGAGUACAUCUCCGCCGAGCAGUCGCGGUCGACCUUCAAGGGCAGCGGCUCCACCACCUCAGACCGCAUGCUGCAGGCCUCGCGCGCAAAACGCACAGCCACAAAAGACCAAGACAACGAUCCGCUGCGCAUCCUUCAGGCCAUCCUGAAGGGCUUCGACGUCGCAAACCCGGAGACGGCCGGCCAGGGCACAAUCGGCCUCAAGAACCUCGCGGCCGGCGAUAAGGCCGCGGCCAACGCGGAGAGGAACUGGAAGGAGCUAAGACACCCGAAUAAGCCGCAGCUGCGCGCGGUGGAGACGUUUCCGCUGCUGCCGGACUUCAAUGCCACCAGCGACAGCGGCGGGUACAUGCUGUUCAAGUUCUCAGCGAACCCUGUUGUUGCGGGCGCGCGGCGCGAUGCGCGGCUGGACGUGGGGCUGCUGAAGCCGCAUGAGAAGCCCGUUGACGAGGAGGGCAACGUGGAUGCCGUGGGCCAGGACGUGUUCGACUACUACCUCCCCGCCAGCAGCAGCGUGGCCAGCGGGAUAAAGCGCAAGUUUGCCGCGUACAAGGAUGAUCCGACGAGCGGCGACGAGGCCGUGGAGGAGGAGGACGAGUUUCGGUACGAGUAUGUGCGCUCGUAUGAGACAAAGUCGCAUAAGCAGCACUCGGACGAGCUGGAGGAGGCGGCGCUGAUCUUUCAUGCGGGCGAUGAGGAGAAGGCGAGGGGCGCGUACUUUUAUCCCGUGUUGACGAGGUAUGUGUUGAGGCCGAAGAGGAAGAGUCGGUUUCCGCCGGGGAUGCCGAUGAGGCAUGAGGAUGUGGAGGAGGAGGAGGAGGUGGAGAAGCCGCCGGAGGUGAUGAAUGUGAAGGUGAGGAGCUUGAAUGGCGAGGAGAGGAGGAGGAGGGAUGAGCAGAAGGCGAGGAUGGAUAAUCCGAAGGCGGCGGUGGAGGAGUGA